GAUGCGUUUCAGUAUCGUCGCCACCGUCCUUAAAACAUAGACUGGAUGUAGCGUGGUCCUUGCGUACUGCGUAGUGAGCAAGCGAAGAACCAUAUUUGAGGUUUAACAAUGGCGGAACCUAAAACCAAAUACGAUCGCCAGCUCAGGAUAUGGGGUGAACAAGGCCAAGCAGCUCUCGAGAAAGCGAGCAUAUGUUUACUAAAUUGUGGGCCGACUGGUUCUGAGACUUUGAAGAAUCUUGUUCUUGGUGGUGUUGGGAGCAUUACUAUAGUCGAUGGAUCUAAGGUUGAAUUUGGUGACCUUGGAAACAAUUUUAUGGUUGAUGAUUCAAGCCUCGGUCAGUCCAAAGCCAAGUGUGUUUGUUCAUUCCUCCAAGAGCUAAACGAUGCUGUUAAAGCUAAGUUUAUUGAAGAGCAUCCUGAGGCUUUAAUCGACACCAACCCAUCUUUCUUUUCUCAGUUUACCUUGGUUGUGGCCACUCAGCUGGUGGAAGAGGCUAUGGUGAAGCUUGAUAGAAUCUGUAGACAAGAAAAUGUGAUGUUGAUAUUUGCUCGCUCCUACGGCCUCACAGGUUUAGUUCGAAUCAGUAUGAAGGAACACACUGUAAUUGAGUCAAAGCCUGACCAUUUUCUAGAUGACCUUCGGUUAAAUAAUCCAUGGCCUGAGUUGAGAGGGUUUUCUCAAGCUAUUGACCUAAAUGUGCAAGAUCCUGUUGCUCAUAAGCACAUACCGUAUGUCGUCAUCCUUGUGAAGAUGGUCGAUGAGUGGAAGAUUAGCCAUGGAGGUACUCUACCAUCAACCAGGGAAGAGAAAAGAGAGUUCAAGGAACUUCUCAAAUCUAGGAUGGCUGCAAUGGAUGAAGAAAACUAUAAAGAAGCUAUUGAUGCCUCCUUUAAAGUGUUUACUCCUCAAGGAAUCAGUUCGGAUUUGCAGCAGAUAAUUAAUGAUAACUGUGCUGAAAUUGGCACUGGUUCUUCUGACUUUUGGGUUAUGGUCGCAGCUUUGAAGGAAUUUAUUGCAAAUGAAGGUGGUGGGGAGGUACCACUUGAGGGGUCAAUACCAGAUAUGACAUCUUCAACUGAGCAUUAUGUCAACUUGCAGAAGAUCUAUCAGACUAAGUCUGAGGCUGAUUAUCAUGUCAUUGAAGAACGAGUUAGGAAUAUUCUUAAGAAAAUUGGAAGAGAUCCCCAUAGUAUUCCUAAAGCUACUAUAAAAAGCUUUUGUAAAAAUGCUAGAAAACUCAAAGUUUGUAGGUAUCGCUCCAUUGAGGAGGAGUAUAAUAAUCCAUCCCUUACUGAGCUGCAGAAGUAUUUAACUGAUGAAGAUUACAGGUCUGGUGACUCAAAUUUUGAUACUUCUUUUAUAUGUGUUUCUGUGGUUUUCUAUAUUCUUCUAAGAGCUGUUGACCGCUACGCUGCAAAUUUUAACCACUUUCCAGGGCAGUUUGAUGGUGGAUUGGAUGAGGAUAUAUCUAGGCUAAAAACUACUGCUGUUUGUCUACUUAAUGAUAUGGGUUGUACUGGUUUAACACUGACAGAGGACCUUAUUAAUGAAAUGUGCCGAUUUGGAGCUGCAGAGCUCCAUGCUGUUGCUGCUGUCAUUGGAGGAAUUGCAUCACAAGAAGUGAUCAAGCUUAUAACAAAACAGUUUGUUCCCAUGUGUGGCACAUUCAUAUUCAAUGCUAUUGAUCACAAGUCUCAGUUGUUGACUCUGUAGCAGAACUUCAAGCAAAGCAAUUUUUGGAAGUAAAUGGUGUGUUUUCUUCCCAUCUGGUGCAAACUACCCAGUAAAAUGUCAAUUUCAAAUGAAGAAGCGAUCGGACUUCUGGAUUUGUUGGCAGAUUCAGUCGAGAGAUGGGAUGGCUAUUUAUUUGCAGGUAUAGCUUUGCCGCUACAUAUGUAAAAGAUUUCUGGGAUUGAGGCAGUAUUUUUGUAUCUUAACAAGAAGACAUAGCUACUUUUUAUUUAGCUUAUUGAACAAAGGUGUAGCAAUG
Molecule: messenger RNA, 1993 nt
Organism: Hibiscus syriacus
Lineage: Eukaryota; Viridiplantae; Streptophyta; Magnoliopsida; Malvales; Malvaceae
Product: NEDD8-activating enzyme E1 regulatory subunit AXR1-like
Exons: 14
Coding region: 109-1716 (535 amino acids)
Biological process (GO): protein neddylation
Cellular component (GO): cytoplasm
Molecular function (GO): NEDD8 activating enzyme activity
Source: RefSeq, a predicted model, not a curated record